UGCUCCUUCGCACCCACUGCAGUUUCUGGUCUUUUAGGUCUCACUGAGACUCAUUCACUUCUCUCCUUCCUUCUCUGCUGCUGCCUGUAUUUCUCUCUAGGAACUUCUUUCCAGUUUCUUCUCCCCCCCUGUGUUUUCCUGAUUCCGAUAUACCAUUGCCGGAAACUAUCACUUCUCAUGUGAGUCUCCGGCUUUGGCGUCUACGCGUUCGUUUUGGUGAGGAUUCUGAAUGGAAUUUAUUUUUAGUUCUUUCGGAGAAGCUUUGUUUUUCUGUCUAUUCCUCUCUGUUCUGGUGGAUUCUUAAAAUUUUUUAAAGGAUCUAUAUUCAAUUGAAAUAUAGUAUGUGAACUGGCAUUUCCUAAUUUGUUCAGAUACGGAUCUCUAUCCAUUGCUGUGGCUUUUCUUUCUCUCUUUUUUUGCAGUAGUUUUCACUUACCAGGUAUUUUGGAGUUCAAAAACAACGGCUUUAUUUAUAGGAUUCAAUACUACUAGAAAUGAAAGGAGGUUUCUGUUUUAUCCAUUGCUCGUUAGAGAGGAUCUGAAGCAGCGCUAGCUGCCGAGGUCCGGUUAUGGACACAUACUCCUCCGGAGAAGACUUGGUUAUUAAGACAAGAAAACCUUAUACAAUUACCAAGCAACGUGAACGAUGGACAGAGGAGGAGCAUAAUAGGUUCCUAGAAGCCUUGAAGCUCUAUGGACGAGCUUGGCAGCGCAUAGAAGAACAUAUAGGAACAAAAACUGCUGUACAGAUCAGGAGUCAUGCACAGAAAUUCUUUUCAAAGUUGGAGAAGGAGGCUGUUGCUAAAGGUGUUCCAAUAGGACAAGCACUUGACAUAGACAUUCCACCUCCGCGUCCUAAGAGGAAACCGCACAAUCCUUAUCCUCGAAAGACUGGUGUGGGUCCUCCGCCUUCUCAUGUGGCAGUGAAGGAUGGAAAUCCUUUAAAUUGUAAACAAACUUUGGACCUGGAGAAAGAACCACCGCCUGAGAAAUCCAGUGGAGAUGAGAAGCACGCAAAUGGAAAAGAAAACCAGGAUAACAGUCGCUCAGAAGUCUUUACUGUUGUCCAAGAAGCUCACUGUCCCUCUGUGCCUUCAGCGAACAAGAAUUCUGUCCCCAUGCCAGAGGCACUAAGAAAAUCAUGCUCAGUUAGGGAGUUUGUACCUUCACUGAAGGAGGUGGUAAAUCAAGAUGCAAGUAAUGAAUCCUAUAUCACUAUUGAACUUCAUGGAAAUCAGAAGCUAGAUAAGCCUGAUGCCAAACAGACGGUUCAAGAUAAUGGCACUAAUAAAGGUGCAAAGUUGGCAUCCUGCCCUUUUCAUGAGAAAUUUGUUCAGGGAAAGAAGUCAAAUGAAUUUAACAAUGCAUUGCCAACAGAUGAAAUGGAAGCUGUGCAGAAUUAUCCAAGGCAUGUGCCUGUGCAUGUUUUAGAUGGGAGCUUGGGAACGUGCACGCAUACUCCUCCCUCAGAUGUUUCAUUCCAGGACUCCAUUUUUCAACCAAUAGGUGAAGUUCAUGGGCAUCCCAAUUUAUACUCCUAUCCAGCUGCAUCUACUACUACUCAAAAUCAGACUUAUCCUCCUUCCUUAGCCCCAACUCACCAUAAUCAAGAUGACUAUAGAUCAUUUCUCCAUAUAUCCUCCGCAUUUUCGAGUCUUAUUGUAUCAACACUGCUACAAAACCCAGCAGCCCAUGCUGCAGCAAGCUUUGCAGCAACCUUCUGGCCCUAUGCUAACAUGGCAAGUUCUGCAGAUUCUCCACCAUGUGCUCAAGGAGGUUUUCCAUCAAGGCAAAUGAAUUCAGCUCCCAGUAUGGCAGCGAUUGCUGCUGCUACGGUGGCAGCAGCAACUGCAUGGUGGGCAGCCCAUGGAUUACUCCCCUUAUGUGCCCCUCUCCAUGCUGCCUUUACCUGCUCUCCUGCUGCAACUGCAGUUCCAUCAGUGGAUGCGGGCCAAGUUCCUGCAGCCAGGACAGAAAGGAAGGAAACUACUCUCAGGAAUCCUCAUUUGCAAGAUCAGCAGUUGGAUCUAGAACGCUCUGAAGCUUUGCAAGCUCAAAAUUCAGCAUCUAAAUCACCAAAUGUGUCUUUGUCUGAUUCUGACGAGAGUGGAGGUCCAAAGCAAAAUACCGUGUCAAAAUCUACUGACCAUGAGAUGGCUGCCACAGCACCUGAUAUCCAUGAUCCGAGCAAAAUGAAAAACAGAAAACAGGUUGACCGUUCUUCAUGUGGUUCAAACACAUCUUCUAGUAGUGAAGUAGAGACAGAUGCACCUAAGAAGCUUGAAAAAGACAAGGAAGAGUCAAAAGAAGUUGAUCCUAACCAUCUGGCUAAUGAGUCUAGUAGUCGUCGCAGUAGAUGCAGUAGCAACACGAGUGAUUCAUGGAAGGAGGUAUCUGAAGAGGGGCGACUGGCUUUUCAAGCUCUCUUCUCCAGGGAGAUAUUGCCACAAAGCUUCUCUCCACCACAUGAUCUGAAGGGUGAGGCACACCGGAAAGAUAUCGUUGAAGAUAAGCAGAAUACAGAUGAGAAGGACGGAAACGCAUCACCUGUGAAUAUCACCAGCAUGAUACGUGAAUCCUGUACCAGCCAUCAUGAACUGGAGAAAAAAUACAGCGGGGAGAACGGGCUGCUGACUAUCGGGCUUGGACAUGGGAAGCUAAAGGCUCGUCGAACAGGAUUUAAACCCUACAAAAGAUGUUCAAUGGAGGCCAAGGAAAACAGGGUGAUGACCACCGGCUGCCAAUACGAGGAGAAAGGCCCCAAGAGGAUACGUGUUGAUGGGGAAGCUUUAAUUUAAUAUUGCAUGCUUAAACAAAGAAACCUUUGUUUCUGCAUGUAAUUUAUUAUUUCCCCCCUUUAUCCAUUUUCAUUUCCUGUUUAAAUUAGACCAUCUGCAGAUCACGAGAGUUAUCGUGCAAGUGUGUGUACCAUAUAUGUCUACUUUUGCUUGUUUACCUUAUUGAACCAUCCAACUGAAGUUAAAAAAACUCAUUGAAUCAGACUUUAGACAAUAACAAUCAGCCACUCAUGGGCCCUAUAAUCCUUUUCUUUCUAA
Molecule: messenger RNA, 3056 nt
Organism: Manihot esculenta (cassava)
Lineage: Eukaryota; Viridiplantae; Streptophyta; Magnoliopsida; Malpighiales; Euphorbiaceae
Product: protein LATE ELONGATED HYPOCOTYL
Exons: 7
Coding region: 570-2798 (742 amino acids)
Molecular function (GO): DNA binding
Source: RefSeq, a predicted model, not a curated record